Messenger RNA from Pocillopora damicornis (cauliflower coral), 2569 nucleotides. RefSeq lists its product as uncharacterized. Gene Ontology annotation, molecular function: RNA binding. The record is from RefSeq and is a predicted model, not a curated record. NCBI's taxonomy places the organism in Eukaryota, Metazoa, Cnidaria, Anthozoa, Scleractinia, Pocilloporidae.
UUUGCAGGACGCCAUUUCUGUACCCAUACAAGACAGGGUUUGCAAUUUCGCGACCAUCAUGAGCUUCGAUGGAAGUAAAGGCCCGCCCCAAAUUGAAGGAAUGACUAGCUUAAAAGUCGACAACCUUACUUAUCGUACUACUGUGGGGGACUUGACGCACGUUUUUUCAAAAUAUGGCGAUCUUGGCGACGUUUACAUUCCGCGCGACCGCUACAAACAAGAAUCCAGAGGGUUUGCUUUCGUACGAUUCUACGAAAAGCGAGAUGCUGAAGAUGCAAUGGAUGCCUUGCACGGAACUAUCAUCGAUGGACGAGAAAUCCGCGUGCAGAUGGCAAAGUAUGGAAGACCAUCAGAUCCCUAUAAACCUCGAAGUAAUCGUCAUAGACAAUCAUCAUCCUACAGCGGUUCGAGGUAUCGAUCACGUUCUCGUUCUCCUCGACGCAGGGCUCGCCGAUCACGUUCCAGAUCUCCCCGGCGUCGUUCAAAGUCUCGAUCCCGCUCACCACGCAAAGCUCGCUACAGUGGGUCACAGUCACCAAGAAAACAGGAAAGCCGUUCUCGUUCCAGAAGUCCUCGUCGCAAACGAUCCCACUCUAGGUCCCGUUCAAAAUCUGGUUCAAGACCCAGACAGUCUCGUUCUAAGUCUCGUUCUCGUUCCAAAUCUCGUUCAAGAUCACCCCGGAACAAAACAUCGAGGUCUCCUUCUAGGUCUCCAAAACAGAGAAGGUCAACAUCCCCAGAUCGCACUACACAAGAUCAUGAUGACAACAUUGAUGGUUCUGGGGAACAACAACAAGAAAGUGCUGAUGCUGAAAGAAGAGAAAACAAUGCUUAUGAUUAAUCAACCCAGGCUUUCUUUAGACUUCUUCAACGAUUUAUAGUAAUCAGUUUUUUAAAGUAUUCUCUUCCAGGCUUUGUUGCUGUUGUGGAGAUGGGGAGUAGACUUUUGUUGCAGAGCAUGGAGGGAAUGGACUGGGAAUUCUUCUGUUUUAGGUAGAGAUUCCAAAGUUAUAGUGUGCUUUUGAUAUCACACACUUGUUAGCUUAUUAGGGAAAAAACAGUUUUCUAGUACCUUUGUGAUGGCUCCUCCUUCAAAUACCCCAUUAGUGCAGAAAUGUAUGAGGUUCUUGUAGAACAGUGACUAUUAUGUGUUAGCAAAAAACCCAGAGGACUCUAUUUGGAACCCCGCUGUCUAGGAUCAUGGAUACUUUGUCUGCAAAGCAUGACUAGAACUUGAAUUUUAAUUUUUUUCUCUGCCUUACUAUGUGUAAUCACCAGUUACUACCGAACAAAUUAAGAAUUAGUUUCUUUGUUUCCAUUUUGAAUAAAUGUAGAGGAAAUAAUUUUUUUAGAGAUUUAGUUAGAAACUCUCUCAAGUUACCAUAGCUUCUCUAGACCCAAGAAUCCAGGUAUAUAUUCUUGAGUUGAACUUCAGCAAAACAAGAAUAGUGGUUAUAUACUUCAAAUUUUGACAAGAAGUAGAGUUUCCUACAAAUGUGUAAGGGUGCUCUUGAAACUAGAAUCAUAACAAUGUGUCUAUUAGCCAAGAUGCAUUAUCUCAGUAGAGAUUAGGCUCUGCUCACAAAGACCUGCAAAGAGUUCAUUUUUUUCUCUUAGGGUAAUGUAAGUGACUUGUUUACUGAAGGGCUUUAAAAGAAUGUUGCAAAAGUUUUGUCAAACGCUAAAAUAUUGAGAGUUACAUGAGAUGUGUUUAUAGACAUUAGUGUGAUUUAAAUUUUUUUAGUUUUAUAUGAAUUGUUUGGUAUUUUGGGCCUUCAAAAUUAAGAGUUGGUAGGAACAGUCAUGUGAUCAACUCCAAAUAAUGGCAAUGGCCUGUGUGUUUCAUUGGAGUGUGUUAUAAUCUUACCAUAUUCAUUCAUAACUUUGUUAUCUAGUAUGGCCUUGGCAUGGGCCAGUUUGAGCUUUUAUCAGCAUUUUAAUUGAUUUUCCUUGAUGUGGAAUUUUUUUCAUUGAAUGAGUGGUUUGAACUUUGUGUGGUUGUUAAAGAUAAUUUUUUUUCUUACAAUAACUGCUGGAAAGAAUUGAGAUGUUACUCAGUUCUGAAAAUUAUGUUUAUAUUAUGCUCCUUGUGAUGAGUGUUUGAUUUAGGCUAUUUUCUGUACUUAGUGUGAAAAAACAUUAGGUAAGUUAGGGCCUCUUCAUCUAGGUGUGGCAGUCAGGCUGAUCAAUAUUAAGUGCAAAUUUUGUUGAUUUUUCUUAUUGCAAAUUUCAUCUUGGGUUCUAAGGUGAGACUUCAAGCUUAGCACAGUAAAUUUUGGAAAUUUCAGUUCAGUGGCUGAGAUGAACAAGGUGCAGUCAUGUGUUGCCUCUCUAACCCGACUUAAAUGUGAAAUUUUCUAUCUGAGGUAAUAAGAUCUUGGUGACUGGAACAGCUUGCCUAAUUUUCUAAACUAGAGAAAUUUUCCAAGGAAAGGGGAAAGAUCUUAGAAGCUGUGUAAGUCUGGUUGACUGGACUUAUUUGAGGAGGCUCUAGAAAGUAAAGGUAUUUGCAAGUUAUUAUUUUUUUUGUCAAUUUGAUGUUAAAAUUAUCAUAUCAACCUUUCCUGUA